AUGAGGACGUAUGAUGGUGAAGGCUACAGGUUUGGAAUACGACUGGUUUGCUACUUUGUAAGUUGAGAAACAUUUGUAGGGUAAGAGUAAACCUUUAAUCAAUGAAUAGGUGGGGGGGGGGUUGAAAUUAAUAACCGUUCUUUACAGUUAUUAGUAUCGUUUGUAUUCCUAUUAGCCAAAUGCACUUUUAUUUGGCGGUCCAGACGGCAUGAUGAUAUUGACCAAAGACUACAAAAGACAAUCGUUAUAGUGAAUUAUGUACCCGGAUUUCUACUGGAUAUAGCUAUAGGAACUGCUGGCAUGCUUCACUCCAUUUAUGUAAGUUUUUUCUUUAUGUAAGUGUUUGGCACUUUACUUAUUGAAGAAUGCUUCGUUUUGGGCUAUCAUCUACUAAAAGUUGUUUUUGUAGAAAGUACAUUCCUUUUGUUAGUAAAGUUUUAACUUUAGGUUUUACGGUCAAUAAUGAAUAAAGUACGGACGUCCGAUUCGCGAUCGCUAAGUGAAUGUUAUGAAAUUCGGCAGACUAAAUGUACAUUACAAUGGGUGAAAAAGAUGCUUUUUGCUUAUCUGGGACUGUUUAUAUGUGUUCUGCCAUUUGCUUCGACUUUGUUUUAUUUAUACGUGUUUUGUGGACUUGAUACAGAUACCUUGGAAAUUCAAAUUCUUAACACGGUAAGUUAAUAACAUUUCACUAAUAGUAUAAUAAACACAAAAAUGGAACUAUCAACUUCUGCCGCCUACACAGAAAAAGUCAAAAAAAAGUAUAUCGGAGCUAUAGAACUUCAGUAUCGCUACGUACAGAAGAACUUCUGUAUAAUGUAUUGCUCGAGAAUUUAAAAGUUGUUUGUUAUACGUACAUUUUUUUAUAGAUAAGUUCGUUACACAUGACUUCUGAUGUGCUUUACGAAUAGUUAGGAACAAAGAUAUAACAAUAAUUAUAUUAUAUCCAACCUCUACGUUUAGAUCCUAACAAUGCUAGCAGAUGGCUACAACUUGGUAUCGACCUUGUUUAUGUAUUUUGAGUUUCCUCAACUAAAGAAAGCAAUCUAUCAGGACUUUUCCUGGAUACUACCUUCUAUUACAAAAAGUGCAUUAUCCAGAAAGGAAGAAACAAACGUGUAUUUUAUCAACUUCAAUAAGCUAAUUAACGGUAAUUCUGUAAAAAAAUUUUGAAAAUAAACAAAUUUGGUAUUCCAAUAACAUUUUUUUUGUAAAUAUUGCGGUAUAGUAGAAACAAACUUUGCAAAUGCAACGCGAUUGUUCAUGAAAAUUCCAAAAAUCAAAGCAAAUAAAUAUAUUAAAUGCACUUUACCUAUAAACCAAAAACUGUUGUGAAAAUACGUUUAACUCAAUUUAAAAUGCAAUUAAAUUACAAUUAGUGUUUACCUUUUCAUGGACUAGUCAGUGUGUGUUUUUGCUGUUAAAAAUUCUGGCAUUUGUUAAACUUAAAGCUACAGUCUCGACACGGAUUGACAAAAUUACAUUUACUUUAUUCAUUGUGAUUUGGGAGACUUAGUCGGAUCAUUUGCAGCGCUUCGUUACUUGCUGCGAGGGUCAGGUUAUACUCAAAAGGAUUUUUCUUUCCUUAUAUAA
Molecule: messenger RNA, 1593 nt
Organism: Bursaphelenchus okinawaensis
Lineage: Eukaryota; Metazoa; Nematoda; Chromadorea; Rhabditida; Aphelenchoididae
Source: the annotation of a GenBank genome assembly